Molecule: messenger RNA, 390 nt
Organism: Cooperia oncophora
Lineage: Eukaryota; Metazoa; Nematoda; Chromadorea; Rhabditida; Trichostrongylidae
Source: the annotation of a GenBank genome assembly
AUGCAAAUCGCAAUUAUAAUUACAUGGAAUGGCAGGUAUUCUCCAGACGAAUCGUCAAUUGCAUUGCUUGAAUAUCCCGGCACAGGCUUCAGAUUCGAUCUUAUUCAUCCUGAAUUGGAAUGUUCAAAAACUACAGGUAUCCGUCGAUAUUCGAUCCGACCUGGAACUCUGCUGAAACCUCUUUCUGAACUUGACGAUCCACGGAUCGUGGACUUUCUGAGAAGGCAGCAUGAUGAGUCUCGACGUAAGGACGCUCUUCUAGCUCGUGAUGUGCUGAACCCUUGUGUCUACGCAGUCGUUCCGAAGACUAAUGUGAUGCGAUUGACUGACGACCAAGCAAUGUAUGCCUUAGGACUUACUUCUAUCACUAUUGCUCGACUGCGCAUUUGA